Molecule: messenger RNA, 2607 nt
Organism: Poecilia latipinna (sailfin molly)
Lineage: Eukaryota; Metazoa; Chordata; Actinopteri; Cyprinodontiformes; Poeciliidae
Gene: cbx6a
Product: chromobox homolog 6a
Exons: 5
Coding region: 597-1949 (450 amino acids)
Biological process (GO): negative regulation of transcription by RNA polymerase II
Cellular component (GO): PRC1 complex; chromatin
Molecular function (GO): chromatin binding
Source: RefSeq, a predicted model, not a curated record
UUAGUGACGGCGCGCGGUCCCGUCUAUAGGCUGUGACUGAGUCUGCCUUCUUAUAUGCAACGCUAUGGAGGCCUUGUGGUUGUCGGAUACCAAUAGUUUGAUAGCCGUCGCUAGCUUAAAGCUAACGCUCGUCCCAGCCGUUGCUUUUGUACUGAGACAAUGGGCAGAGUAAUAAAAGAAAAAGCGACACAAAGAAGAAGCGGCUAGCUGCAAAAGAACAACACAUCCGAGCACAGCCGAUGUGGGCUGUGCUAAGCAGAGAGGAGGGCAUGAUUUUUUUUUUCAUGCCAGCUAAUUGCGGCUAAAGCUAUAGAGUCAAAGUAUGCAGUUUUAAAAUCUUUAAUGCUUCAAGAAUCACGUUAAAGGAUGUCUCAGACGGAACUUUAAAAGCAGCUCGUGCUAAAAUGUUGGUCUUUUAAUCCCGAAACUUCAUUAGAAGGGAUUUUAUCAUGCAUGGUUGAUGAAGGAAGGACUUCUAGAAGUUUUCAUAUUCUGGAAGAUGCUAUAUAGAUUAUGGUGGACCAACGUCGGGUUGGUGUAGUAGUUGGGCUGCAGUUGGAAGACUUGAAUAUCUGGUGAAAUGGAAGGGAUGGGCAAUGAAGCACAGCACCUGGGAGCCAGAGGAGAAUAUCCUGGACGACAGGCUCAUUCUGGGUUUCGAACAAAAGGAACGGGAGAGGGAAAUGCAUGGUCCCAAAAAACGUGGGCCGAAACCCAAAAACUUUGUGGCAAAGGGUCGCGGUCAGAAAGCAGAGCCCACCAGUCGCGCCUCCAGCAGCCGGCAGAGCACGGCUCGGUCCUCCUCAACCACUUCCAGCCGAGCAUCUUCCUCCUCAUCAUCUUCCUCCUCCUCUGCUGCUCCUAAUGCUUUACCAUUCUCCUCCUCAUCCUCGUCGUCGGUGCCAGCACCUUCCCCCAAACUCAACUCUCUCGCUGCCACCCACAAGUUGAAGAAAGACAUUCACCGUUGCCACCGGAUGUCCAGGCGGCCCCUGCCUCGCACAGACCCCACGCGGCCCGCCUUUUCCAGCUCGAGUGGCUUCCAGUCCCGCAUGCACGUCUCCCCUUUCUCUGAGACCGUCCGCAUCCUGAACCGCCGGGUCAAACCCCGAGAAGUCAAGAGAGGGCGGAUAAUCCUCAACCUGAAGGUGAUCGACAAGCCAGGCAGGGGCGGCGGUGCGGCGGGGUCCAGGAACGUGCAGACGGGUCGCCAAAACAUCCCGUCUCGCAAUCGCAUCAUCGGCAGGAAGGGGGAGGCCCCCUACAGACCUUUCCAGCCUCCUUUAAAGAUGCUGGGCUUCCCCAUGUACGGGAAGCCUUUCGGGCUGCAGUGUGGCGGGCCCAUGUCCUUUCACUCCCAAAUGGGGUCCAGCUCGACUACGGGACCCAGGGACAGCAACAGCAGUUCUUCACAGCGCCAGGCACCGCCUCCUUCCUCUUCUUCUUCCUCCACCUCCAGCAACGUCACAGCUAAACGCCCUCAGUCUGCCGCAGAAGCCUCCAAGGAGUCAAAAUCCAGUAAAUCUCCAGAAACCCAAAAUGCCUCAUGUUCAGAAGCAAACAAAACCCCAGUCCCCCCCUCUCCGUCUCCAUCUUUGGAAGAUCAAGAUGAAGAUGCCAUGGACUGCUCGGAAGCCUCUGAGGGAGCCAGAAGUCCCUGCCAGCACAAAGCUCCCUCCACAGUUUCUUCUGUGGCUCCGGAACAAUCCUCGCCCCCCCUUGAACCCAAAAGGGUCCCCACCGAGGGAGACCCUGACUGGCACCCGGAAAUGGCACCAAGCUGCAAGGACGUGGUGGUCACCGAUGUAACCACCAACCUUGUGACCGUCACCAUAAAAGAGUUUCCCUCUCCGGCGUCAGGGCCCGCCUCACCUUCCGCUAGCAUCGAAAACGCCUCCACUCCUCCUCCCGCCGCAGCGUCCGAGGACUCCUCCGUCCCGAAGCCAUAAGAGAUCCAAUAAUACAAACUGUGAUGCCAUUUGGGAUAGAAAACUAUAUAUAUAUAUAUAUAUAUAAAGUAUAUCAUGCCAGUGUUGCCACUUCAGCCCUGUUCUACCCACUCUACAAAGGGUUUGCCAUCAUUGGUUAGAUACUCAAUGAAAUUCAGGGUUUCCCCCAGAGAACUUGCUGAACCCAGUGGUCAGUGCUCUAGGGCAGUCCACCAGCGGCCCAUCAUGUUUUUUUGUUAACGAAUGUUAAAAGUUGCCUGGAAACAAAUAUGCUCUCACAUCAGUCUCUCUGCUCGCUCAGCACAAACCUCUUACAGCAAGACUAAGCCUUUAUAGUUGCGCUUUCAGAGAGUUGAGUCGAGCGAGUCGAGCAAGCGGCGAGUCUUUUGCACUUGACGUAUACUUUGGUGCGGUACUCACUGGAAAGACAGCCUUCGUAGAGGGUGAAGCUGCUCUGCGAGAACACCUUCCAAACAGACAAUUCUGAGGGAAAAUUAGCCGAUUACAAAAAUGCAGAGGUGCACCACCAGAGUGUGCGAGGAUGAUUGGUCCACCAUCUCUGCCUUGCACCCAGUUCAGUGCUUUAAAGGGGCAGUUUUAUGUAAAAUCUACUUUUUUGAGCUUUACAUCAUGUUAUAAUAUUCCCUCACCAAAAACA